Diospyros lotus (date-plum) is the source of this 2122-nucleotide messenger RNA. RefSeq names its product KH domain-containing protein At4g18375-like. The transcript has 6 exons. Bases 890 to 1279 code for a protein of 129 amino acids. The record is from RefSeq and is a predicted model, not a curated record. Gene Ontology annotation, molecular function: RNA binding. Lineage: Eukaryota; Viridiplantae; Streptophyta; Magnoliopsida; Ericales; Ebenaceae.
CUAAUAUUUAGAAAUUAAUUUAUAUAUUUUUUUAUAAAAGAUAGUAUUUUUAUAAAUUUUAUUUGAAUUAUUUAACAUCAUGUUUAUUUUAGUCUUUUUGUCAAUUUUGACAACUUAUCAGUUUUUACAAACCAAACACAUAACUAUUAAUUGAUAGGUUAAAAGCACAUUUAUCCAAACACGUUAUCAACUUAAACACUACACAACUUUUAUGCUAACCGUUAAUUAAUUUAAAAGCUACAAUUAAAAACGGCAAGCCAAACAGCCUCUUAGCUCAAUUGGGCCUAUCUCGGUCCUCACUGCGAUUGCUUCGUAGUUUCUUUUGUGGGUCUGUGUCUUUUCUGGUAGAGCCUUUUGUUGUUCGGAUUUGUAUAAGAUCAUCUGUUUGCUAGGGUUUUUUUUUGCUUCAGUAACGUUUCUUUGCUUCUUUCGUUGUGCUUUGUUUGUCUUAUACUUAUUUACUUUCAGGGGUUUGACAGUUCUCUCCAUGAAAUUUUGUUGGUUUUGUUCAAAAUCCCAUUGGAAUUUGAAUUCAUUACCUCAAUGGUUUAACGGCUUCUUAUUAUAUUCCCCUCGAUGAGUUAUAAUCUCUCGUCGUCUGUGUAUGCUUUCGCUUUUAUGAAUUGUUCCUUUUUCUUUAUAUGGAGCUGGAUGUUUUUUCAAACGUCAGAUCCAUCUGUUUUAUUCCUAGCUCUCAUAGCUAUGAUAAGAAUUCAUGAGAACCAAGCAAGACGGAGAGCAUGAGGUGGGUGGGGAAAUUGGCAGAGUGAGGGAUGCACUUCUUCAAAUUGUGCUGCGACUUUGAGAUGCCAUCUUAAAAGAUAGGGAAGGAGGUUGCAACCCUUCUUCUGGUACUGAUUCUUUGUAUUCUGGUGCCCCUGCCCUUUCAAUGCCUCCAGUUUUGUCUAUUCCUCUUUUGAGUUAUGAGGAGAGGACUGAAAAUGGGAAUGGAUUGCACAUGCUUUAUUCGAGCAGUCUCGAUAGCUAUGGAUCUCUAUCGAUGGGCGACACUGAUUAUGGAUCUUUGUCUUCAUACUCAUCAAAGCUAUUGCCUCCUCCAUCAACUCUGGAGAUGAUCGUUCCUGCUCAUGCAGUGGGUAAAGUUAUGGGAAAAGGCGGGGCUAAUAUUGAUAACAUCUGCAAAAUAUCUGGAGUUGUUUUAGAGAUCUCUGAUUCAAAUUGUUCUUGGGGUGAUCGUGUGGCUCUAAUAUCUGGCACAUCUGAGCAGAAGCAUACAGCUGGUCUGCUUCCCAACUGGACAUUUCGGCUGGAGAAAUAGUUCUGCUGAUGAGACAAGUUUUGAUCACUGCGAAUGUGAGGAAGGCCAAGAGUGAGAGAAAUAGCAUUGCCAUGGUAUGUUCUGCUGAUGAGACAAGUUUUGUUACAAUUACUUUAUCUUUCCAGCGGACUGCAUCUUAGGACUGUAGCAGCAGUUCCAGCAUACUGCAUCAUAGAUGCAGUAUGCAGUCCGCCAGAUAGCGAACUGCAUCUCGGUGCGGUUUGCAUCUUAGAUACAGUCCGCCUAGUGUGGGCAGACUUCAAUACAGAUGAAGUCCGCCCGUUUAGUUCGAGGCAAGGCGGCAAUUUUAAGAUGAUGAUAUUUUUAUCAUUUGAUGCUUUUAAUCAUUCUGUGCGUUAACUAAUUCAGGCAAAGUAAAAUAAUCCAUAAAUGAAAUAAAAUAGAAGGAGAAUGCAAAGAGAAUACAUUGAUUACAUUCAAUAGUGUGCUGCCACCUGAGUGUCAUAAUUGUCAUUAUUCAUUUUUAUAAUCAAUUUUUUUUUGUUUUGGAAAUGUGUACCUUUAAUGUGUUUGGCAGUAAUUUUAGGUGGAAGUUUUAGGAGGGAAGCAUACGAGCGAAGACUUGAAAUUUUUAUAAAGUUAAAAUUGUCUUUUUGUUUUGUUUAAUAUAAUUAAAAUAAUAUACAACAAGCAUUAAAUGUCUUUCUAUCCGGAUAGAUUUUAUCCAAAUAAAUUUAUCGAUUCUUAUAAUGAUUGUGGUUGUUGUCAAAAGGUAUUGCCUUAAUGAUAACGUGCUAUUCGGUCCUUGAUUGAAUUUAUUUCAUUUUGCCAGAAACUUAGGUCGGUCAUGUAUAAUAUUGAGGUGGAUUGGAAUUGUCGGGG